AUGGAUCGCGAUGAGGAGAAGGGCCACGGCGACAGAUCACUGCUGUUCAUAGGCGACGAGGACGACGACCUCGGCGUGGACCGGGAUGGCGGCUCGCCACCCUCGUCGGACGCGGGAUCCUCCUUCUCGGACAGGAGCGACGACGGCGGUGACGGUGACGGUGCCGACGACGGCACCGGCACCGGCAGCGGCAGUGGCAGCGGCAGCGAUGACGACGCCGACGCCGACGGCGACAAGGAACGCGCGCCCAACGUCGCCAGGCAGCAGGCCGCGUGGCCGCAGAGUUACAGGCAGUCGAUCGACAUGUUGAGCGCCGUCCAGUCGCCGUCGGUGAGUAGCAUCGUGGCGGCCAGCCCGAGCAUCACCAAGUUGGGGAGCUCUUUCCUCAAGGCCGGAAGCUCCUUCUUCCUCAAGAAGGGCGCCACCGAGGGCUCGCUGCCCCUCACCCGGCCAUUGCUACCGCCCUCUCUCUCGCAGCUGUCGCAGCAGCAGCAGCAGCAGCACGCAGGGCGGCCGUCGACAGACAGCUUGCAGCCGCGGCAACCGGCUCCGCAGCCACCCGCGGUGCAGCAGAGGCCCUCUGCGGCGUGCCUGAAAUCCAACUACAUUGAGCUCCCACCGCCGUCCUCCAAGUGCAGCAGUGGACAAUCUAUCAUCAACGGCCUCAAUGUCCUGUGCGGUGUUGGAAUUCUCACCACGUGUUUCGGAAUCAAACAAGCAGGAUGGUUAAGCCUCCUCCUCCUUCCCUUGUUGGGAGCCUGUUCAUGCUACACCGGUUUGCUUCUCAAGAGAUGCAUAGACAGCUCGCCAACCAUCGAAACAUACCCUGAUAUCGGACGAGCCGCUUUCGGUACCCCGGGUCGAAUAUUUGUAUCGGUUGUCCUUUAUCUAGAACUCUAUGCAUGCUGCGUGGAGUACAUCACACUGCUAGGAGACAGCUUGUCUUCAGUGUUUCCUUCUGCGCAUUUAGCUUUUACCGGCAUCUACUUGAACUCUCAUAACCUGUUCGCCAUAUCAAUGGCUUUGGCAAUUCUCCCAUCAGUCUGGCUCAGGAACCUCAGUCUCCUCUCCUAUCUUUCUGCCGGAGGCGUGGUUGCAACGAUAACAGUCGUUGUGUGCCUGUUUUGGGUUGGUAUUGGCGAUGGAGUUGGGUUCCACCCUUCUGGUAGUGCACUGAACCUGACCCAGCUUCCAGUGGCACUUGGCUUGUAUGGAUACUGUUUCUCAGGGCACUCGGUUUUCCCAAACAUAUACUCAUCAAUGAAGGAGCGCUCGCAGUUCCCUUUUGUCCUCCUGUUCUGCUUUAUAGUGGUCACAAUUGUGUACUCUGGGGUCGCGGCCACAGGGUUUCUGAUGUUCGGCGAGUCCACAAUGUCGCAAUUCACACUGAACAUGCCACAGCAGUAUGUUCCUUCUAAAAUCGCCAUUUGGAUGACGAUUGUGAACCCAUACACCAAAUACGCCUUGACGAUGACACCGGUCGCCUUGUCGAUAGAGGAGGCUCUGCCUAAGAUGAUGCGAAAUUACGUCGCAGGAAUGUGUGUUAGGACAGCUCUUGUCCUCUCGACUGUCGUCGUGGCUCUAUCUUUUCCAUACUUUGCCUUGGUGAUGGCAUUGCUUGGAUCUCUCUUCACAAUGCUAGUGGCCCUGAUCCUCCCUUGUGCAUGCUACCUCUCCAUCAAGCGGGAAUUAGUACCUUUGUGGGAGGUGGUUUUGUGCAUAACAAUCAUAUUGAUUGGCUUGGGUUGCGCGUGCGUUGGAUCAUACACUUCGAUUAACCAGAUGAUAGGCGGCAGUUAG
Messenger RNA from Triticum turgidum subsp. durum (durum wheat), 1800 nucleotides. The record is from the annotation of a GenBank genome assembly. NCBI's taxonomy places the organism in Eukaryota, Viridiplantae, Streptophyta, Magnoliopsida, Poales, Poaceae.